CUGAUAUCAGAGAUCUACAAUGGCCGGAGGCCGUCGUAAGAGGGAAUCCGGUGCCGUUUCAUCUGCAGCCCGCCGCCGCCUGAAAAUCAAGAAGUGGAAUGUCGUCCCGGCCGCCGACCGAGCGCCCAUCAAGACGAGUAGUGGCGGCUUCUUCCCGGAAGAAAUGGUGAAUGAAAUCUUGUUGAGGCUCCCCUCGGCUCCUGCAUCUUCCAUUCACAACAUCCUCUUCGGGCCGGGCGUUGAUUCCACCGGAGACGACGAAACUGCUCAGGUUCUAGUCAAGGGCGCUGCCGACGACAAUGGCGACGGCUACGCCACAUCCCACUUCGUCUACUCUCUGCUCUCCUACAAGAGUCUGGAACCCAUCACCCCAAUCGGUAAAGACCCUGAUUUGCCCUGUGUCCCCAAUAAGGUUCGCUCUUAUACCUUCCCCUGCGAUGGAAUUACAUCUGAUUUCGAAUUAGACUUGUCAAUUGUGGGUUGCUGUGAUGGGAUUGUUUGUAUCGCCGAUAAACUCUACUCCAAUGCCUCCGACAUUAUCCUCUGGAAUCCGGCAACUUCAGAGACCAAGAUUUUGCCGCGUUCCCCCUUUAGCGGUGAUCGGACUGGUCCUGACGGCCGUCUGUUUGAAGAGCUGAUUGGUUUUGGGUUCGAUUCGCAGACGAAUGACUACAAGGUCAUUAGGAGCAUUAGCGCCGAUUCGUUCGGUAUUGAUGAUUUCGAGCCAGUUAGACCUGAUCCAUGGUCUGUUGUGGAGAUGUACAGCUUGAGGAAUGAUUCGUGGAGGAGAAUUGAUGGCCAGUACUCGCCAGUCGUCUCGAAUCCGGUUCGUUAUCCCCAUACGUACCGUGGGGAGAUGCUUUACUGGUGGAAAUCGGGUCGUGAAGACACACAGAUGUUGUCAUGGGACUUUGGGAAAGAAGUGUUUGAUUGGAUCAACUUCCCUAAGCCAACUGGUAAGUACGGAUGGGCUGCUGAUUCCUGCACUCUGCUGAAGGACUCCAUCGUGGGUGUGUUUUCGGAUUGCAGGGGCAACCGCUGCAGGGAUCGCUGUUUCGAGAUACGGGUGCUGCUGAAAUUCGACCAAUCUGUGCCUUGGACUUUGCUGUAUAGUGUUUCCGACCUGGCUGGGGCGUAUGAAUUCCCUGCUAUUUGGAGGGGGGGUUGUUACUUUGUGGAUAUUAAGCUUUUUGGGUGUUUUAGUUGUCAGAAUGCAGGGUUGCUCGUCUUCGACCCGGAGACGGACUUGCUUCGUGGAGUUGGGACCGAGGACAAGGCCAUGAUCGAGAUUGUCACAUUUGUUCCAUCCCAGAUGUCGUUGUCCGGCUUCAAGAUGGAAGAUUGAUGAUAUUUCGUGUCGUCGUUGUGAUCGAUUAUGUGGCUUUUGGGAAUGGAGGUGCAUUGUUUUGUUUCACUUCAGCCAUGUAUGAUCGUAGAUAGGUGUUGCUUGUUUACGUUUAGGUGUUCCUUGUGCUUCUCUUGAAGUUGGGUAGUAGGUGGUAAUUGAGUCAUAGGUUGCUAUAGUCCUAGCUCGUCUGGUUCGUGUAUGGCUGUUAGGGUUCUGUUAUUUUGGUAAAGCUCAAAAUUGCAGUAGCUUCUUCUAUCACAUGUCUGCAAUUUCAAGCUUAUAUAUGCUUUGUACCUUCAACUAUCGUGACAUUUACAGCGUAAUGUAUGAAAGGAAGUCGGGUCAAUUUGGUAGUUUGUUUAGUUUAUGGAGGUUGCAUAGCAUCAUCUUUGAGCAGGUGCGAUAUUUAAUGGAGGCUGCAUAGAUUGGCCUGUGAUUGGAAGUAAAUGGGUAUUCAUGUU
Molecule: messenger RNA, 1809 nt
Organism: Linum trigynum
Lineage: Eukaryota; Viridiplantae; Streptophyta; Magnoliopsida; Malpighiales; Linaceae
Source: the annotation of a GenBank genome assembly